This is a messenger RNA of Eublepharis macularius, 2188 nucleotides long. Its product is annotated as vitamin D 25-hydroxylase. The record is from RefSeq and is a predicted model, not a curated record. Gene Ontology annotation, cellular component: cytoplasm; intracellular membrane-bounded organelle. Gene Ontology annotation, biological process: xenobiotic metabolic process. Lineage: Eukaryota; Metazoa; Chordata; Lepidosauria; Squamata; Eublepharidae. Gene Ontology annotation, molecular function: oxidoreductase activity, acting on paired donors, with incorporation or reduction of molecular oxygen, reduced flavin or flavoprotein as one donor, and incorporation of one atom of oxygen; iron ion binding; heme binding. Bases 1 to 1509 code for a protein of 502 amino acids. The transcript has 5 exons.
AUGUUCGGGGGCCGGGCGGGAACAGCGGCGGCCGUAGGAGCGGGCGCCGCCGCUUUCCUGUUGCUGCUGGUCCUGUCGCUGGUGGUGAGACAGCUGCUGAAACAGAGGCGGCCGGCUGGCUUUCCUCCUGGCCCAGCGAGGCUGCCUCUCAUCGGCAAUAUCCAUUCCUUGGCGUCGGAACAGCCUCAUAUUUACAUGAAGAGGCAGAGCGAGCUCCACGGGCAGAUCUUUAGUCUUGAUCUUGGCGGUAUAUCAGCUAUUGUACUGAAUGGCUAUGAUGCUGUAAAAGAAUGCCUUAUCCAGCAAAGUGAUGUUUUUGCAGACAGACCAUCUCUUCCUUUGUUCAAGAAGCUGACAAAUAUGGGAGGUUUAUUAAACUCCAGAUAUGGCAGAGGAUGGACAGAGCAUCGCAAAUUAGCUGUAACCAGCUUUCGGAUUUUUGGAUAUGGUCAAAAAUCUUUUGAAUGCAAAAUAUCGGAAGAAUCAAUUAUUUUUCUUGAGGCAAUUGAUACCUAUAAAGGCAAACCUGUUGAUCUGAAACACUUGAUAACAAGUGCAGUUUCCAAUAUUACUAACUUGAUUAUUUUUGGAGAACGAUUUACAUAUGAAGACACUGAGUUUCAACAUAUGAUUGAAAUAUUUAGUGAAAACGUUGAAUUGGCAGCUAGUGCUGCAGCUUUUUUAUAUAAUGCUUUUCCGUGGAUUGGUACCUUUCCUUUUGGAAAACACCAACAACUCUUUAAAAAUGCAGCUGAAGUCUAUACAUUUCUUCUUCAUCUUAUUGAACGUGCCUCAGAGAAUAGGAAACCUCAGUCACCUCGACAUUUCAUAGAUGCUUAUUUAGAUGAGAUGGAUAGAAAUAAAGAUGACCCAGAGUCCACAUUUUCAACAGAAAACUUAAUUUUCUCUGUUGGAGAAAUUAUGAUUGCUGGAACAGAAACUACAACCAAUGUUCUAAGAUGGGCAGUGUUAUUCAUGGCUCUUUAUCCUAAUAUUCAAGGGCAAGUGCAUAAAGAAAUUGAUUUAAUCAUGGGGCCAAACAAAACUCCUUGCCUAGAAGAGAAGUGCAAAAUGCCAUACACAGAGGCAGUCCUACAUGAAAUUUUAAGAUUCUGUAAUAUAGUUCCAUUAGGGAUUUUUCAUGCAACCUCUAAGGAUACAGUUGUGCGUGGUUAUUCCAUCCCUGAAGGCACUACAAUAAUUACUAAUCUCUAUUCUGUACAUUUUGAUGAAAAGUACUGGAGCAACCCGGAAGUUUUUUGGCCUGAGAGGUUUUUGGACAGCUCGGGACAAUUUGUCAAGAAGGAAGCGUUUGUUCCUUUUUCAUUAGGGAAAAGACACUGUUUAGGAGAACAGCUGGCCAGAAUGGAAAUGUUUUUAUUUUUUACUUCAUUGCUUCAACGAUUCCAUUUGCACUUUCCUAGUGCUUUGAUUCCAAACCUUACACCAAAAUUAGGCAUGACAUUACAACCUCAUCCAUAUCUUAUCUGUGCGGAGAGACGAUGUUGAAUGCAAAAUAUAUCCUAACCUUCUGAAAUAGUGGCUAAGUGUGGACAGAUUCAAACAACUAGCUAAUAUUAUUUAUUAGUAUUAUUUAUAAAGUACAUUAAAAGUUAGGCACUGAAACCAGUGAGGUAAAACAAAGUCUGCCCACACAAGGUUCAAAACAGAAGUAGCUGAUUCACAUUGUGGUGGUCUUUUACCAGCUGAGCAGUUCAUAUUUGUGCUAAAAAUUUUCAGAUCAAUGUAAUUGCUCAAAGGGCAAGCUGCCUAAUGGUCAGAGGUAUGUAACUGAUGCUCUAGUCCAUAACAUUCAAACUUCUUUCAGGAAAAUGUGGUUUAAAUCCUGUCAUAUGUCCUAGAUAUAUUUCCCAGAAGGUAAUGGAGGGUAGAGUAUGGCCGAAAAUAUGCUCCAUAUCAUUUGGUGGUAUUUGGUGAAUAGGGUGUGUUGUAGUAGACAUUUCCUAAACUUCUUUAGAAGCUGCCCUCUAGAAAAUUCCACAUAGCCUCUUACUCCCCAGGAAAAUUAGCCCAGCCUUUGGCUUAUUAACACUUAAUUUUCCUGGUCAGGGACUGGGCUGAUUGCUGCUUUCCUUUUCCAAUUUAACUAACUCCAGGCAGAAUAUACAACUUUUCCAUUGGUCUGGGGUAUAAAAGCUCCUUACAGCUUUUGAAGUAACUCAGGCUG